Molecule: messenger RNA, 498 nt
Organism: Drosophila subpulchrella
Lineage: Eukaryota; Metazoa; Arthropoda; Insecta; Diptera; Drosophilidae
Exons: 1
Coding region: 1-498 (165 amino acids)
Source: RefSeq, a predicted model, not a curated record
AUGAAAUAUUUACAAUCCCCCCAGCCAAUGAUAUUUAAAAAGGGCAAUAUAGAGUUCAUUCUGGAAUCCCUAGAGACGAAUUGUGAUCAGGAUUAUGUGGAGUACUUCCGAAAGGUGCCCAACACAAAGCUUCUGUAUACCUUUCGAGUGGUUAAACUGGCACCUGCUUUCACCAUAGAAAUCACGGUGAAAGUGCUGAAAACCCAAAGAAUUUUUUACAAGAUGGAAAAUAUUAUGGGCUGCGAUUUUCUAAACAAUCCAGUGCUUUUCAAGGUGUUUGGCGAGACCUACAAGCACCUGGUGGUCAAUGGCAGUUACUUUAAGUGCCCCAUCAAGCCGAAGGUAUACUACCUGAAGAACGAGGGUUCGGUGUCCCUGAUACCCAGUGUUCAUCCACCUGGCCGCUUUCAGCUCUCGAUGCGUGUGAAAAUGGCGGAAAGCCGACAUCCGUUCGUUAUGGAAAUGUUGUGGAAGUAUAAAAUUGUGCGCAUCAAAUAA